Phytophthora sojae is the source of this 498-nucleotide messenger RNA. RefSeq lists its product as hypothetical. The transcript has 2 exons. Lineage: Eukaryota; Oomycota; Peronosporomycetes; Peronosporales; Peronosporaceae. The annotation marks the transcript as partial. The record is from RefSeq and is a predicted model, not a curated record.
GUGGGGGACGCCUUCAUAGCUGCCGUCUACGCAGAUAAGCGUGACGUCGUAAGGUUUCUGCAUGCUACGGGAAUUGUCUCGACCGAUAGUUUCCAAACGGCUUUUGAGGGCGCAAUGAGGGUUUCCAACUCCAACACAGCUCUGUGUCUGUACAGUUUCAAGCGAGCAUCUGUGCCGAUGCUUAACCAGCGGCUGAUGGAGAAAGAGAGGGAGAAUAUCUCUACUGCUUCGAUCAGCACGGCAUUCAAGCGAGCUGCUCGUUGCGCAUGUCCAGAUCAAGCCAACAUCGUGAAGUUCCUGUACACGCAGGAGUGUAUCUCGCCUGAACUUAUCGGGACCGCGUUUGUGAGUGCGGCCGGAUGGGGUCUAGACGAUGUGGUGGAGCUGUUGCGCACUGAUGCUCGUCUUCUUCUGGAGUCCGUACAUGAAGCUUUUGUCGCAGCAGUUUGCCGUUGUCAAGUGCAAAUGGUGAAGAAACUGUACAGCCAGCAGUCUAUU